ACUCCCUUCUUCUUCACUCCUUUCCCUUUCCAUCAUCAAACCCUGCACUUCACUAUAUAAUCCUUCAUCCAUCUCUGUAAUUCUUCAAAUCUUGAAGUUUUCUCUUAAUUAUGGAGAAUUUGAUGCUUCUUCUCCCUCUUCUUCUUCUUCUUCUUGCACCUCUUGCUUCGACGACGACUCUUAGUUUGGACAACCCUAGCUUUCCAUCGACUCUAGCCAAGAAGAUGAUCAGGGACUUCAAUUUGUUCCCAGAACGCUCGAUCAACAUCGUUGAGGACGAUGAUGGGUUGCGAUCGUCGAGUUUUCAGCAGAAGAAGAUAGUUGAGAAACGUUUUAAGUUUCCCAAUUUAGUCGAUCCAAAUGGCAUAUCUGUUGAUGAUUUAGGUCAUCACGCUGGUUAUUAUCAGAUUGAACAUUCUCAUGCUGCUCGGAUGUUUUACUUUUUCUUCGAAUCACGGAGUCGCAAAACAGACCCUGUCGUUAUCUGGCUAACUGGAGGGCCAGGAUGUAGCAGCGAGCUUGCACUCUUUUAUGAAAAUGGUCCUUUCAAAAUUGAAAAGAACUCUUCUCUUGUCUGGAAUGAGUAUGGAUGGGAUCAGGCAUCAAACCUAUUGUAUGUUGACCAGCCUACUGGAACCGGCUUUAGUUAUAGCUCUGAUAACCGUGACAUUCGCCACAAUGAACAGGGUGUGAGUGAUGACCUGUAUGACUUUUUACAGGCCUUCUUCAAAGAGCAUCCUGAAUUUGCAAAGAAUGACUUUUAUAUAACUGGAGAAUCAUAUGCUGGUCAUUAUAUUCCUGCUUUUGCUGCUCGAGUCAACAAAGGAAACAAAGCCAAGGAAGGAAUCCAUAUAAACCUGAAGGGAUUUGCCAUUGGAAAUGGGCUCACUGAUCCACUAGUUCAGUACAAGGCGUAUACUGAUUAUGCCCUAGACAUGGGAAUAAUUAAGGAGUCUGAUUACAAACACAUCAACACGAAACUUCCAGCGUGCGAGACAGCAAUUAAACUUUGUGGCACUGAUGGAACAAUAGCUUGUAUGGCUGCAUACUUGGCUUGCAACACCAUCUUUAGCUCGAUCAAGUCUGUCGCUGGCAAUAUCAAUCAUUAUGACAUCAGAAAGGAGUGUGAGGGCAGCCUCUGCUAUGACUUUUCAAACAUGGAGAACCUACUUAGCAAGAAAUCUGUUAAGGAGGCUCUUGGAGUGGGUGACAUAGAUUUUGUUUCCUGCAGCCCUGUUGUAUAUCAGGCCAUGAUCAUGGACUGGAUGAGGAAUCUUGAAGCUGGUAUCCCUCACCUCCUCGAAGAUGGGAUUAAGUUGCUCGUAUAUGCCGGAGAAUACGACCUCAUCUGCAACUGGCUCGGCAAUUCAAGAUGGGUUCAUGCAAUGGAAUGGAGUGGUCAGAAAGAGUUUGGUGCAUCUGCUGAUGUUCCUUUCAUGGUUGGUGGUUCUGAAGCUGGCUUAUUCAAAACCCAUGGCCCACUCACUUUCCUUAAGGUUCAUGAUGCGGGUCAUAUGGUUCCUAUGGAUCAACCAAAGGCAGCUCUAAACAUGCUAAAAAGGUGGGCAAAGGGAUCACUUUCUGAAAGCACAACUGGUGUUUCUUCCAUGUAAUGUGAGCAAUGGACGUGGUCUUGACCUUGGAUAUUUAUCAUCUUGGAUGGUUUCAUAUUCCGCAAACUAAGAAUUGGCUCGUAAAUCUGUUCAUCUUGUUGGGUAAUCUAAUUGAUGAUUGGCUUGUAAAUCAGUGUAAUCUAAAUGAUGGUUGGCUCGUAUGUCAAUAAAUCUUGAUGAGUGAUCUAAACACUGUUUUGUUUUGUUCACUAGUAACAUUUUCCAUGUUUUC
Molecule: messenger RNA, 1845 nt
Organism: Cynara cardunculus var. scolymus (artichoke)
Lineage: Eukaryota; Viridiplantae; Streptophyta; Magnoliopsida; Asterales; Asteraceae
Product: serine carboxypeptidase-like
Exons: 9
Coding region: 111-1613 (500 amino acids)
Biological process (GO): proteolysis
Cellular component (GO): vacuole
Molecular function (GO): serine-type carboxypeptidase activity
Source: RefSeq, a predicted model, not a curated record